Megalops cyprinoides (Indo-Pacific tarpon) is the source of this 5761-nucleotide messenger RNA. RefSeq names its product synaptopodin-2. Gene Ontology annotation, cellular component: Z disc; nucleus; actin cytoskeleton. Bases 22 to 5445 code for a protein of 1807 amino acids. The record is from RefSeq and is a predicted model, not a curated record. Gene Ontology annotation, biological process: positive regulation of actin filament bundle assembly. The transcript is spliced from 5 exons. Lineage: Eukaryota; Metazoa; Chordata; Actinopteri; Elopiformes; Megalopidae. Gene Ontology annotation, molecular function: actin binding.
GUUUUUGGAGGCUGACAGCGGAUGAAGUCCGCCGGCAUGGGCACUGGGGAUUACAUCUGCAUAACGGUGCACGGUGGAGAACCGUGGGGUUUCAAUCUGCAAGGGGGUGCAGAGACGCUUCAUGAACCUCUGCACGUCACCCAGGUGGAUGAAGGGGGCUGCGCAGCCCUGGCAGGACUUUGCGUGGGGGAUGAGGUGGUGUCGUUGAACGGCCAGGCCUGUGCAGAUCUCACCCUCCCGGAAAUUGUGGCCCUCAUGGAUGCUGCCGGCGAUAGCCUGCGUCUGCUUGUCAAAAGGUACCCAGGUGCAGAUCACUCUGGGGAAAGGGAGGCUCCCGGGGAGGGCCUGGAGAGCACCACCCUGCAGAUUUGGCCCUCCAGAGAACUGUACAUCUCUGAGUCCCAGGAUGAAGCCUACUACGGGGAGACGGAGAGCGACACCGAGCUCCUGGUUAGAGGUCGGCUGGCCCGGGCCCAGGCUGACAGACGGCCGGAGGUCCCCCGCCUGGGAGGCUUCACACCAGGGGCCGUGGUGGAGCUGCAGCUGUCCCUGUCCGACCACAGCCUGGAAGAGCGGAGCACAGUGGGGGACACUUGUAGAGCGACGCCGAGCAACCCACCCAGGGUGAGCAACCACAGCCCUGACUCCGGGGGACCGAAGACCGAGCCCUGUGGCACCACCACCACCACCAGCUCCCUGUACAUCCCCCGCUCCAGCAGGGAGCCCCUGGGUCAGAGGGGUGAGCUAACAGGCCCCUCCUCUUCACUGGGCCAGGUGGAGGUCACCCUGCAGUGCUUGGGGAGGGGCUGGAAGAGGGAGGAGGUAGAGGCCACAAAGAGUGGGUGUCGUGAUACUCAGCAGGAAGGAGGGCAGACCAAGGAAGCUCCUGCUUGUGUCUCCUUUGGAAUUUCUGGAGAGGGAACCGAGCCAGCGGAGGAGUGGGAUUCAGAGUCUGAGAGGGACCCCAGCAAGCCCAACAAGCACCGAGCAAGGCACGCGAGGCUUAGGCGCAGUGAGAGUCAGUCAGAGAAGCAGGUGAAGGAGGCCAAGUCUAAAUGUAAGCGCAUUGCUCUGCUGCUGACUGCGGCUCCCAACCCCAACAACAAAGGGGUGUUGAUGUUCAAGAAGCACCGGCAGAGAGCCAAGAAGUACACGCUAGUGAGCUACGGGACGGGGGAGAACGAACCCGAGGAAGACGACGAGGAAGAGGAAGAGGGCAAGGAGGACCAGGCUGUUGAGUACACCUUCCUGGCCACCAGCGAGUCGGAGAUUGACGAGGACUUCCUCGCUAAUGCUCAAAGCCGUGGCAACAUUGUAACCUUGGACUGGGAUACAGGACUGCUUGAGAUAGAGAAGAACCUUGACGACUUGGAGGAGAUGGAGCGUCUGCCCGAGACCAAGGGCAAAGGGGCCCUGAUGUUUGCCCAGCGAAGGCAGAGGGUUGACGAGAUCACUGCUGAGCAUGAGGAAAUGAGAAGGAAGGGAAUCCCGGUGGAAGGGGUUCAAGAGAUUGAGAACGCCCAGAUCUCAAAACACGCAUCUUACCAGAUGGAGGAAAGAUCCUACAUGCAGUCCACAGAGAGCCAAGCCUACAUGGACUUGAACAUGCAGCAGCAGCAGCAACAGCAACAACAACAACAGUAUCACCAGUACCUGCAGCAGCAACAACAUUACCAAGAAGAACCACUCUAUCACCAGCAGCAACAAUACCAGCUGCAGCAACAGCAGCAAAUUCAGCAGUACUCUCACAGUAUGAACGGUGUAGUUCACUACCAAACAGAUGACAUGCAAGGAUCAACUAUGGUCAACAGAACAGCUAAGCCCUUCGUAGGGGUCCAGAAUAGGGUACCUGCUCCUUUUACACCCCCAGAAGCAUAUUCCCAGGCCUGGGCACCAACAGGUCAAGGGGAACAAAUAGCCUCACGUGAUGAGCGCAUUUCUGUGCCGGCCAUCAGAACGGGGAUCCUGCAGGAUUCAAAGAGGAAAAAUACUGCCAAGCCCAUGUUUACUUUUAAAGAACCUCUCAAAGUCUCACCAAACCCAGAGCUUCUGCAUCUUCUCAAUAGGAGUGAGAGGAAGGCUGGCUUUGAGUCAGGCCCAGAGGAAGACUAUCUUAGUCUAGGUGCUGAGGCCUGUAACUUUUUGCAGUCCUCCAAACACAAGAAUAAGAUUCCUCCACCCGUUGCACCAAAGCCUACUAUUAAUCCUGCCUCACCACCGUGGUCCCCUCAACCUGAAAAUGUCACCCAAGCACCCUCCUAUCCUGCACAAAAUGAAGUCCCUGCUCCUACUGAAGCUCCACCUCUUCCCGAGGCUCCUGCUCCUCCUGCACCUCCUGUCUCCGAUGGUGGUCCUGCUCCUGAUGAUACUCUUGCCACUGCUCCUGCACCUGCUCCUGAAAAGUCUCCAUCACCCCUGGAACAUGCCCCAGUAAGUGCCUGGAGUCCCCCAGAACCUCAGGCUCAACCUGAGCCACCAGAUGCCCAGAGUCCACCUCAGAAUCAUGAGCCCUCUCACCAGGCUCCAGUUCAGACCGAGCCACAGCCACAGCUGCAGCCACAACCACCUGUAACCGCCUGGGCCCCGGUUCAAAAAGAGUCACCGCCGCAGCCAGCCGUGACUGCAUGGCCUCCAGCUCAUACCGAGUCACAGCCUGCUUGGGCUUCAGCUCCCCAACCACAGCCACAGCCUCAGGCAUAUCCACAACCACAGCCACAACCCCAGCUUCAACCACAGCUUCAACCACAACCACAACCCCAGCCUCAACCACAGACACAGCCUCAACCAGAGCCACAACCCCAGGCACAUCCACAGCCUCAACCACCUCCACAACUCCAGGUGCACCUACAACCACAGCCACAACCACAGACACAGGCAUAUCCACAAGCCCAGCCUCAACCACAGCCACGGCCUCAGGCAUAUUCUCCACCCCAGGCACAUCCACAACCCCAGUCUCAACCACAGACACAGCCUCCAUCACAGCCACAGCCUCAUUCACCUUUGACUGCGUGGGCUCCAGCUGAGAACCAGGCACAACCGCCUUGGGCUCCACCCCCCCAGUCCCAGGUGCAGCUACCUUGGGUAUCACAGCCUCAGCCACAGCCACAACCUCCACCUCAGCCACAGCAGCCUAUGCCCUCUUGGGCCUCUGCAGAGCCCCAGCCACCCUGGGCCUCACGGCUGCAGCCUCCUUCACAGCCACAGCCACAGCCACAGUCUCCCAUCACUGCUUGGGCCCCAGCUGAGACCCAGGUGCAACCGCCCUGGGCUUCCCCACCUCAGCCACAGGCACGGCCACCCUGGGCCUCCCCGCCCCAGUCUCACCAGCACCCGCAGGCACAAACACAGCCACAGCCGCCCUGGGCUUCACCACCUCAACCACAGCCUCAGCCACAACCACAGCCAUCCACGCCCGCUUGGGCCUCGGCUGAGACCCAGGCACAGCCACCCUGGGCUUCACAGCCAUCCUGGGCUUCACAGGCACAGCCUCAGCCACAAGCUUCCUGGGCCCCACAACCUCAGCCACAGGCACAAGCUCCACAGUCACAGCCACCCUGGGUCUCAUCACCCCAGCCUCACACACAAUCCCAGUCCUCCUGGGCUCCACCACCCCAGGCUCAGAUACAGUCCCAACCACCUGCAAGUGCCUGGGUUUCACAGCCACAUCAGGGUCCAAUGAGUGCCGUGGCCCCGACACAAAAUUACGCAGGACCUCCUCCGCCUGUAAAAUCAUGGAAUCAGCCUGAAAGUUCUACCAAUUCCAUAGCUCCUCCUCCUCCCCCUCAACGAAUGAACUCCUACACAUUAGCGUCAAAGACGUUACCGUCUUCCCCAAUAGGCAGUGUCUGCUCAGCUGGCACGGCCUUUGAGAUGCCAGCCUUGAAAGGAAGAGGGGCUGAGCUGUUCGCCAAGAGACAGUCUCGUAUGGAGAAGUAUGUGGUGGACUCUGCUACGGUGCAGGCCAACAAAGCUAGAGCCCACUCCCCUACCCCUUCUUUGCCGAGUUCUUGGAAGUAUUCGCCCAAUAUCCGAGCUCCCCCUCCAUUAGCAUACAACCCCAUUCACUCUCCCUCAUAUCCCCCUGGAGCAAUGAAGCAGCCUCCUCCAUCUAGCCCAACAUCAAAGGCUAAAAAUAAGGGGGGUAAAGGCAAACCAGCCCCAAAACCUCUUCAUGUUUUGGAUGUCAUGAAACAUCAGCCCUACCAGCUGAACUCUUCCCUCUUCACCUAUGGCCCAGCCGCUGAAGCAAAAGCCCCUCCUCCAAAGCCUGUUUCAGCCCCCGGCCCUGCACCUGUUAAUCAAAACCAACCAGUCAAUUAUGAGCAAGCUGCCCCUGUCCAGCCUUCUGGACCAAUGAGUGCUCCAUAUCCUCCUGCACAACAGCAGAGCCCACCACCCCAGCAGCCACCACAUCCCUCUUAUGGUGCACCUCCACCAUCAUCUGCUGUGCAUGAUGGUCUCAGCCACCAGCCUCCUCCCAAUGCUUACCAACCAGCUGAGAACACUCUCUACCCGCAACUUCCCACUGCUCCUUACCAAUCAGCUCCUAACCAGCCCUAUCAAGCAGCCCCAGCCAUGGCCUAUCAAUCAGCACAUAACCCUGCCUACCAACAAGGCCCUACCCCGCCCUACCAAGCAGCUCCUGCCAUGCCCUAUCAAGCAGCUCAGAACCCUCCCCCCCAACCAGCUCCUGCCACACCCUACCAGCCCACCCCUAACCCUCCCUACCAACCAGCUCAAUCACCUCCAUACCAACCAGCUCAUAGCCCUCCAUAUCAGCUAGCUCCCAGUACCUAUGUGGUUCCCAGUUUCCCAAUGCCCUCAAAGGCAGAAUCUGUAACUGCAGGUGGCAUUCUAGCAGCUCCACGACCCAAGUUCUCUGCAAAAAAGUCAGGAGUAGAAGCCCAGGGUCUUGGCAGGAAUUACGCUCUGCCUCUACCCAGGCGGUCAGAGUACACAUUCUCCAUGUCCAGAUCAGUGGCCCAGCCCUACUGCGGAACACAGGAAACGCAGACCUCCUGGCUGGAGAAACGCUACAAGCCCCCCACCCCCUGGGAAGCAGCGGCCAAGAGCCCCCUGGGCCUGGUGGAUGAGGCCUUCUCAUUCCAGAGCCUCCAGGAGUCCAUCGCCACCAAUGUCAAGUCUGCAGCACAGCGCAAGUCCCUGCCAGAGCCCCCUGCUGAGUGGAAGGCCAGGGUGUCGUAUGAGCCCCCGCCAAGGAGCCUGGGCCAGUACUACUCUCCCCUGGCUUUCGCGUCCCCAGCCAAGAGCACUGUCUCGGCUCCGGCCGCACCCGCUCAGUAUGGGUUUCCUUUCAGACAACACCAACCCCAGAGGUCUGUGACAGAGUCAAGCAUCAGGCACCUAGGAACAAGCUCUAUGCACAGGAGAUAUGUCAAUCAGCCAACCUACACAUCCAUGUAUAGCACAGCCUGGAGAUGGUAAUCCGGCACCUAUAAGGUCUGCUUUUUACUGCUUCAGCAAAUAUUAUGAUUAUGGUUUGUAAACAUGCAUUUGUAGAAUAUGUUUUCAGAAUGAAAAAGGGGAUGGGAAAAGAGGCAAUAUGAGGCUUUAUAGAGCUUCAUUAUUGUAUUAGCACAUACAUAGUAACUGAAGUGAAGCUGAUCAUGAAGCAUACAACAUAUACAUGAACGAUAGUGAUACAGAUAUGUCAAUGUAGAGGUCAUCCCCUGGAAGGUAUCUGGUUAUGCAAGUCUUGAUGUUUCUUGGCAUAAAGACAGGAACACGGCUAAAGGGAAGA